Molecule: messenger RNA, 3336 nt
Organism: Amphiprion ocellaris (clown anemonefish)
Lineage: Eukaryota; Metazoa; Chordata; Actinopteri; Pomacentridae
Gene: coq10b
Product: coenzyme Q10B
Exons: 5
Coding region: 52-768 (238 amino acids)
Biological process (GO): cellular respiration; ubiquinone biosynthetic process
Cellular component (GO): mitochondrion
Molecular function (GO): ubiquinone binding
Source: RefSeq, a predicted model, not a curated record
UAGGAGUAUUGAUGCCAGCGUCGGGUCGGAGAAGAAGCAGAAGAAGGGAAGAUGGCGAGAGGCGGCCGGAACCUGCGGAGAGUAGCGGAGUGUUUCAGGCGGUUACCGACCUCCGCCAGCAGGGACACACCGAGCAGGAGCACCGUCAGGUACCUGUCAUCCUGUGGGAUCCUGAUGACCCGGGGUCCUCCAGUGCUCGGUGCUGCCAUGUCGGGUCGGUCUGUGGUCCUACCGGCUCGGAGCUUCUUCAACCUGGCCGACUCCUUCUCCAAGAGGAAGGAGUACUCAGAGAGACGCAUCAUCGGGUAUUCCAUGCAGGAGAUCUACGAUGUGGUGGCCAGCGUGGAGAACUACCGGCUCUUCGUUCCCUGGUGUAAGAAGUCUGACGUGGUCUUUAGAAGAUCUGGAUUCUGCAAGGCCAAGCUGACCGUGGGCUUCCCCCCGGUGGUGGAGAACUACACCUCCCUGGUCACCACGGUGCGCCCCCACAUGGUCAAGGCUUCCUGUUCAGAGGGGAAGCUCUUCAACCACCUGGAGACUGUGUGGCGUUUCAGCCCUGGACUUCCUGGCUACCCUCGGACCUGCACCGUGGACUUCGCUAUCUCCUUCGAGUUCCGCUCCCUCCUCCACUCCCAGCUGGCUCACGUCUUCUUCGAUGAGGUGGUCAAGCAGAUGGUGUCGGCGUUCGAGCGCCAGGCCUCCAAGGUCCACGGAGCCGAGACGGCCAUCCCCCGAGAGCUGAUGUUCCACGAAGUCCACCACACGUAGCGACGGGCUAACGACGCUAACAACGCUAAGGAGAACAGACUAACACGUUCAGUGCCUUCCUCACUACCAUCACCAUGUUCUACCCUCUGGUUCCUCUGGUUCUCCACCAGAACCUCAGGCUGAAACCAGCAGACAUUUCUAGAACAUCUGCGGUUCUCCAGCAGAACAUUUAUCUCCAGCUAUCAUGUUCAGGUUUGAUCAAAGAGGCAGCAGAGCCUCCUGGAACCAGAGAACCUUCUACAAAUGACAGCACCUCCCAACAAACCAAACCUUCUGCUGGAUCGUCUCCUGGACACUUCAACCUGGAGGUCCUUUAAUAUUAAAGAAACAUUUCUGGUUCCAGCUUCUCCAACGUCAGGAUUCACUGCUUCUCUGAUCAAAUCUGACUGAAACUGAACAUUUGAGGGUUUGGAACUAAAUCUAGACGUUCCACAGAGAGAACAGGACACAGAUCUUCAUAGAGAACCUAAACUCAUCCCUGUGGUUCCACCAGAUCAGGAUGUCAUCUGUUGACUCUGGAACAUUUGAUUUUAUUCUGGAGAAUUAAAAACUAGUUUAAAGGGAAACAGCUUCCUUUUUGGAGGCAGAGAAUCAGAACAAAACCUAAAAUAAAACAGUGUUAGCAGAGAGAACAAAGUGAGCAGAGAAGCUAAAGCAGAACCCACAGAACCUCUGGAAGGUUCUAGAGAACGCUAACAGGAUGUGACCUCAGCAGGAAGUAGUCAGAACCAAUCAGCUCCUGAAGCCUCAUCAUCGAUACGAAACUCAGCUUCAUGGUAAUUCUAAACAAGACGCUAGUUUCUGCUUCACUGCGUUAGCCACUACGUUAGCUAACCUAGCUAUGGCUAGCUGCUACAUCAGCCUGAACAGAUAUUAGUAAAACAUGAUGACAUUAGCUAACCUAGCUACGGCUAGCUGCUACAUCAGCCUGAACAGAUAUUAGUAAAAUGUGAUGAUGUUAGCUAACCUAGCUACAGUUAGCUGCUACGUCACCCUGAACAAAUAUUAGUAAAACAUGAUGACGUUAGCUAGCCUAGCUACAGUUAGCUGCUACAUCAGCCUGAACAGGAUGUUAGUAAAUCAUGACGUUGUUUCCUACUUUAGCCAAACCAGAUUAUAUCAACUUAAACAGAACAACCUCAGCCGCUAUGAUAAGCUUGUUUUAUGAUUCCUGGUGUAAACGAUGGAUAACUACUUCUACUCACUAGUUUAGUGGUAGAUGUGCGUUAGCAGUACACUGCCCCCUGCAGGUUGGGAGUAUAAAAGCCCCAUGUGUUCUCUCGUAGGGAUUCUGGGCGUCUCAUUUCCAUGCGUCACGUUCGCGUGGAAAGCAUAACCCAGGCUUUAGUCUGAACAAGCUAACAUUAGCUGCUUUUUUAGCGAGGACAAAAUAAUGCUAAUCAUCGCAUUAACCUGAAGAAGAUAAUGUUAGCUGCUACAUUAGCUUAAAUGUGAUAAUGCUAGCCACCAUGAUGGCCUAAAUAAGAAAAAGUUAGCAGCUACUUUAGCGUAAACAAGAUAACGUAUGCCGCCAUAUCAGCCUAAACUAGCUCAUGUUAGCCACUAGUGCUAGCUGUUAGUGUAAAUAAGAUCUUGUUAGUCGCUGUGUCAGAAAAAACAAGACAUUGUUAGCUGCUACAUUAGCCUAAACAAGCUAAUGCUAGACUGAACAUUGACCUGAAGCAUGUUGAUCUGUUCACAGUAAAAACAAGACGUUUAAUAGUUCAGAAAAUCAAACCCACAUGAAUAAAACAGCUCCAAACAAUAUAAAUCUGUUCUAUAAAAGCUCCAGACUUCCUUCCUGCUGGGUGGUUGUGAUAACAUGUUGAUCUAAAGCUAGCCGAGUCUGUAUUUAGCUGCUGUUUCCUGCUCUGAAUGCUGCAGAUGGUCCUACUAACUGUUCUGUAGAACACCAGAACAUGGAGUCUAACAUCCUCUCAGCAUACCAGGAGAACCAUGCUGGCUCUACAGAUCUACAGCUGAAGGUCUUUUAUUGUUCUACAUGUGCAAUAUCAGCACUAGUGUUAUUUACAGCAAGCUGUCUGUUGGAAUGUUUGUGAUUUUAGGGCCCAAACUGGCAGAAACUGGAGCUCACAUUCAUCAGACCGGUCAGUAGAAACAUCUCAGCAACUGGUUGGGUUCCAGCUGUCUGAUAAAUGUGAGCUCUACUCUCAUCUGUCAUGCUGAAGGUGCUUCAAUGACCUGAAACCUUCCUGUUUCCACCGAGUGCCUCCUGGCCACUGCCACACUAUUUAUCUUGACUUUUAAAGGAACAUUAUACUCUUAUAUUUAUUUCUUAGUUUGAGUGCAAACACUUUACCAGCCUCUAUGCAGAGUUUAUUCAUUCAGACCAACCUUCACCCUGUUGGGUUCAUAAACGGCGUCAUCGUCUGCAUAGAGGCGGAUUCUCUGCUCAAGUGUUGAGUGUAAAUAUCAGCUGUAAACUGCUUCUAGUGAGGGAAAGGGUUUGUGUGUUUUGUGGGACAUGGAAAAGGUUUGUUUGUGUGAGUGUCUUCAGAACGUUGUACCAACUGCAUGGUUUAUAAAAUAUUUUUUCUAAAAAACAAA